Onychomys torridus (southern grasshopper mouse) is the source of this 1213-nucleotide messenger RNA. RefSeq names its product DTW domain containing 2 (gene Dtwd2). NCBI's taxonomy places the organism in Eukaryota, Metazoa, Chordata, Mammalia, Rodentia, Cricetidae. Bases 115 to 993 code for a protein of 292 amino acids. The record is from RefSeq and is a predicted model, not a curated record. The transcript is spliced from 6 exons.
CCCGCCCCUCACGUGACGUACGUGCGUGCGUGGCGCAGACCGCUUCCUUCAGCGCGUGGCGCCCCCCGGCGGCGGCGCUCCUCCAAUGCGACGGCCUGACUCUUAACAUCCAACAUGGAGUCGCAGGAAGAGGCGCCAAUGCUCGGCGAGUCUGUGCCUCGGCCUCCUGGGGCCUUGAGGUCGCCGACGCCGGACGGCAGCGCCCCGCUGGCGGCGGCUCCCGCAGGCGCCGAGGGGGACAGCGCGGGCGCCGACGGGCUGUGGGGACUGCCGGUGGAGCACGCCGAGCGUAGGCCCGAGUGCAGCCGCUGCCGCCGGCCCCAGAAAGUGUGCUUGUGUCCAUAUCUACCAGUGCACCCACUCCAAAUCUCUACCCGUUUGUACAUCAUUCAGCAUCCAGCAGAGGAAAGCAAAGUGUUGCGCACAGUCCCUCUGCUAGCGGCAUGCCUUCCCCCUGACAAGUGCACUGUAAAGAUCGGCCGCCGCUUCAGUGAAGAGCGAGAUAUUGAACUUUCAACUGUUUGCCGGGACUCUGGUACAUUAAUAUUAUAUCCAGGGGCUGAAGCUACUAAUUUGGAAGAAUUUAUAUUAGAUUCUCCUGUCUAUCCUUCCACAAUCAUCCUCAUUGAUGGUACAUGGAGCCAGGCUAAGGACAUUUUCUAUAAGAAUUCCUUGUUCCGACUUCCCAAACAGGUGCAGUUAAAAACCAGCAUUUGUAGUCAGUAUGUAAUUCGGAUGCAACCCACUAGCAGGUGCCUUUCUACCCUAGAAUGUGCUGCUGCUGCUCUUUCCAUCUUGGAGAAAAAUAACUAUAUACAAGAGACUUUGCUUCGCCCUCUUCAAGCGUUAUGUUCUUUCCAGCUUCAGCACGGUGCUCAGAUUCGCCUCAGCAAGGAAUAUCUUCUGAAAAACGGAUUAUAUCCUAAGCCAAUGCCAAAGAACAAACGCAAACUCAGGAAGAUGGAGCUGUUGAUGAACAGUGUUAAAAUUUAGCCCAGUGUCCCCGUGGUGCUCCUUCACCUGUCUUUAGCUGACAAGACUUUGUAAAUAUUCCCCCAGUUUAGGCUUGAGGGCUUUGACUCCGAAGAAGGAAUGCUGGCAGGCACUUGUGCAGAAAGAGUUGGUCUGCUAAACAGCAUCAUGCAGCACACUUCCACCCACUCUGAAAAGCAGUCUUUUGUUUUGUUUUGUUUCUUGUUUUUUUGGGCCAGGU